This is a messenger RNA of Rhodofomes roseus, 1245 nucleotides long. RefSeq lists its product as uncharacterized. The coding region runs from base 1 to 1245 and encodes 414 amino acids. The record is from RefSeq and is a predicted model, not a curated record. Gene Ontology annotation, molecular function: Hsp90 protein binding. The transcript has 7 exons. NCBI's taxonomy places the organism in Eukaryota, Fungi, Basidiomycota, Agaricomycetes, Polyporales, Fomitopsidaceae.
AUGGCCUCCCGACUCGGAGUUCUUAGCAAUCAGGAGGCCCUCGAGCGUCUGCCGCCGGACGCGCAGGCUGUCAUGAGAGUUAAAUUCAUGAAGUCAUACUACGAGCAGGAAUCCAAACUUGACCCUUCCACAUUGAUGCGCCACAUGUCGUCACUGGACCCUGCGGACAUGCAGGUCGUAGCGUCCGCCUUCGCAGGUUUGGAGCCGUCUGACGGGCAGCUGUCUGCCUUCGAUUAUACGAAAGCUCCCAUGCGCAGGGAUUCGUACUGGCUCAUGCAGUCCUAUCCCACGGGGUUUCAAGGGAUUGAAAAUCCUGAUCAUUGUAGCACAAAAUAUUUCCCGGGAAGCAUACCUAUAUAUGAGGUCACAAUCAAUGACGAUCAAUACAUGAUCCUCCUGCAGGAGCAGUGUCCAGAGGACGGUGAGCCACCGUCCGACUUGUUACUGAAGUACCUCAAACGGGCUAUUGCUUCACCUCUCCUACCGAAGACCCCUUCUCUUCCCAAUGUUCUAUGGUUUCAUCGUGAUCUCAGUCGCCACAUUGAUGCCUUCUGUCCGUUCCUGGAAACUCUUCCUGCGCCGUUCAGCUGGCGCGUGCAGCCGCCCGACGAAGGGGGAGAUACUUCAGCAUACGGUGGCGUGGACAUGAGCAGCAUCGCGAGGUCGAUUAGGCGCGCUGAAGAAGAGAAACGUCUCGGCAAUGCCGCUUUUGGCCGUAAAAACUGUACCACCGCAAUCAAGCACUAUUCCAAGGCGCACGACCUCCUCACUGACGCUGGCUCCCGGGAUCCUACGGAUGAAGAGAAGCCAGAUCUUAACCGGUCUCUAGCUAUCUGCCUUGCGAAUCGAGCAGCAGUGUGGGUGAUGGAAGGCCCGCACCACAACCCAGAGGCAGCGUUGCAAGACGCAAAACAAGCUACUGAGUUCUACCCGGACUACGGAAAGGCGUACUAUCGUCAAGCGAAGGCAUACUCUCUGAAGGGCGCCCGCGACAAGUCGAUCAAUGUCCUCGUCAGGGCGCUCAAGAGGCCGAAACUUGCAUCCGACGAGGGGUUGAUCGAGGCACUCGCCGAUGCCUAUGGCGGAAUACCUGAAUCACCUGAUGAGCUGCGCUUGUUCUGCCAUCGACUCUUCAUCGACAGGAACGGCGACCGUCGUGCUCGGAAUGUUCCAGGGUUCGUGCGUAAGGUGGAUGCGCACGUUCAGAAGAUUCUGGGGCCAGACUUCUCCGCCACUGCAGUCUGA